Molecule: messenger RNA, 2031 nt
Organism: Uranotaenia lowii
Lineage: Eukaryota; Metazoa; Arthropoda; Insecta; Diptera; Culicidae
Exons: 2
Coding region: 1-2031 (676 amino acids)
Biological process (GO): DNA integration
Molecular function (GO): nucleic acid binding
Source: RefSeq, a predicted model, not a curated record
AUGUCCGCAUUCCGUGUUCGACGAUACGCCUUUCUGCCAAAUUCCAAGGUUCAACUGCACACAUUCACCGAUGCUUCCGAAGCCGCAUACGGGGCAUGCGUUUACGCACGAUGUGCAGAUUCCAAUGGCAACGUCAGAGUUCAGCUACUCGUCUCGAAGUCCAGAGUAGCUCCACUGAAGAAAUCAAACAUUGCUCGACUCGAAUUAUGUGCUGCAGCUCUCGGCGCUCACCUUUACGACCACGUCAAAAAAUCCCUCGAUCUGGAAAUUGAGGCUUCCCACUUUUGGACGGAUUCCACAGUAACGCUGCAUUGGCUGAAAGCUCCCCCACACAACUGGAAGACAUACGUGGCGAACAGAGUAGCUGAGGUACAUCAUCACACCCAGGACCAAAAUGUUCACUGGGAAGUCGUAGCCACUGUUCAGAUCAAGAACGAUAUCAACCCGCUGUUCCUACGCUACGAUUCCUACACCCGUCUGCAGUGCGUUACCGGUUAUUGCUUACGUUACCUCUCCAACAUCCGAGCCGCGAUUAAAGCCAGAAAGAAUCCGCCAUCAUCGCCCAGUCCUCCCCGCAGCCGAUCCUUAACAAUCAACGAACUGCGAAUUGCAAAAACAUGCCUCACUCGUUUAGCACAGGAAGAUGCCUUCAGCGAUGAAAUCCGAGAACUAGAAAAGGGAAAAAAUGUGUCUAGAAAGUCCUCCAUCCGGUUGCUGAAUCCUAUCCUAGACUCCGAGAGAAUAUUGAGGGUUGGAGGUAGAUUAAACUUGUCCCAGUUGCCCUAUCACACCAAACACCCUGCCCUGCUCCCUAUCAAUCAUCCCUUCACUCGCUUAGUUGCUCAAUAUAACCACCUCAAGCUCCUUCACGGCGGCGGGCGUCACUUGCUCGCUACGAUUCGCCAAGAAUUCUGGCCACUGAAUGGCCGCCGAUUAGUGCGAAGCAUUGUACGCAAUUGCUUUCGCUGCACCCGUUUGAAUCCGGAACCAGUACAACAACAAAUAGGCCAACUACCGGCACAGCGAGUAGUUCCAGGAAGACCGUUCGAAGUCACAGGCGUUGACUAUGCUGGCCCGCUCUAUCUCAAGCCAGCACAUUUCCGAGCACCAGCGCUGAAAGCGUACAUCUGCAUUUUUGUAUGCUUCACAACGAAGGGCGUCCACAUAGAGCUCGCUAGCGACUUGUCCACCCACACAUUCCUGAAUGCUCUUCGUCGUUUCAUCGCCCGACGCGGCAAGCCUGCCCACCUACACUCCGACAAUGAGAAAAACUUCGAGGGUGCAAAAAAUGAGCUCAUCGAACUGUACCGGAUGCUGAAGAACACGAACGACCGGGACCAAAUCGAGAACGUCUGCGCCUCCGAAGGAAUACAGUGGCACCUUACUCCCCCGAAAGCCCCACACUUCGGCGGAUUGUGGGAGGCGGCAGUGAAGGUCGCCAAGAAGCAUUUGUUUCGCCAGCUCGGGCCCACCAAACUAUCGUUCGAGGACAUGGCAACCGUACUGGCAGAAAUCGAAUCCAUAAUGAAUUCACGCCCACUGCUCCCGAUUACUGAUGAUCCAGAAGACCUCGACAUCCUUACGCCCUCGCACUUUCUCAUCGGAACCACAGCGACAGCCUUGCCCGACCCAGACGUCUCCACCGUUCCUGUUAAUCGGCUGACCCACUAUCAGCAGCUCCAGCAGCACGUCCAGCAGUUUUGGAUCCGUUGGCGAGACGAGUAUUUGGCCGAGCUUCAGCGAGAUUCCAGGCACCGUAGCAGAAACGAAGAAAUCACCCCGGGACGAAUGGUCAUCGUAGUAGACGAGUUGCAGGCUCCCCUCAGGUGGCCUCUUGCGAGAAUAACAGCAGUCCGACCAGGAAAAGACAACAUCGUCCGUGUUGUCUCGCUUCGAACAGCGAAAGGAAUCAUCACACGACCAGUCACCAAAAUCUGCUUGCUGCCGUUCUCCGAUUCCACCACCGACGCAGAAGGAUGUCCAGCGACCAGCAACCAACCAGCAGAGGAAAUAGCAGCGAAUUUAGUGUAG